Hyposmocoma kahamanoa is the source of this 955-nucleotide messenger RNA. RefSeq lists its product as uncharacterized. The record is from RefSeq and is a predicted model, not a curated record. NCBI's taxonomy places the organism in Eukaryota, Metazoa, Arthropoda, Insecta, Lepidoptera, Cosmopterigidae. The annotation marks the transcript as partial. The transcript is spliced from 6 exons.
AAUCGGCGCAAACGCGUCAUUUGGCUACAUACUCGACCAACGAUUGAGCCUUGUAAUAAAUGCGAUAUUACCCAAACCGAACGUAGAUGUUCACACGCUAUACGUAAUCGGCUCGCUUGGCGACAAGGAGAACCCUAUAAAUUCUUUAGAGGCGGAAUAUCGGACUGAUGUUACUAAGAUAGUCACUGGUGUUAAGGGAAAGCUCCAACUGCUUGCUGACACAUUCGACACGAACUCAACAAUAACAUGGACUUCUGCAUCUGGGUACAAAAACGUAGAAAACUUAGUUCUAUACAAAUGGGACGUGAACGGAUCACAUUUCGUCGACUAUACGUUGAAAUCGCCGUUAUACCUAAACGAUGACACUUUCAAACUAAAAGGCUCAUAUCAAAAGGAUAUGGUGCAUCACUACCAGAUUGUCAAGGGCCUAAUGCAUAGACCAGGCAAAAGUCAAAUUGGGGAGCUGGACAUCCGCUACGGAGGUUUUAAACACACCGACGGCCAUUUCAACAUGACCACGCCAUUCCAGAGACUGCCAUGGCUGAAAUCUAUAUUUGACAUUAACAACCAAGAUCAAUCAUCAGAUAACAAAGUAGAUAUAUUCUGGCCAAACAAGACUGUUUCAAUAAACACAACGCAUCAUUACAAGAAGGAAGGUCCAGGCUUUACACAAAACGGAGUAGUUUCGAUCUCCUUACCACUGAAUACGCAGCAUUUGGUACAUACGCAGUAUUACUACAUACAAGGUGACAAAUGGAGCAACGGUAACACGACAAUAGAGUUCGAUGGUGAACAAUUCGUCAAAGGCUCGUUCAAACAAAUCUUGAGAACUAGCGAUCGUAAUUUGGAACUGGCCACGACCGACAUUGAAGUCGAAAACGAACAUACUCCUGUGGGUAUAAAGUACAUUCACGAGUAUGAUUCUACGGGAAACAUUGAAGUAAAAGGUACCUAA